UCAAAUAUUGUAGUCAAAAACGGAUACACGUACCGCUUACGUUCAGAAAAGUGUAGUCCGAGACGGUUUAUAGAGUAUUUUUGGUGUAGUGUUCAUAGAGUUUAAAAAGAACGGAAGCGUUGGUGAUGACUAGCGCAUAUUUAGGUCUACCUGACCAAGGUUACAGUUUUUUAGCUGCGUGUGAAACGGAAAUUGAUGUCGUGUCGGUGUCCUAGCAACCUGCAACAUUUGUCCACCUGAAACUUCUGCGUCGAAGAAACUCCCUUUCCUACUAACGUUAGCCCAGCAUAGCCAAACUUUAAUGCAACUGUUUUUGAAAAAAAAGUAAUUGAAGUACAGCCUGUGGUUCAGGAUGACUCCACGUUUAUCGGGAAUUAAUUAGCGUUAUAUUCGCUCACAAACGGUUUGACCUGACAGGAGCAAAGAUGAUGACUGAAAAGCUCCGUUUGACUUGUGAUAGACUCCUGUCACAUCGGCAGCUCGCAUGUUGUCACUAUUAUUGUGGCAUACCACUUCAUGGAAAGGAAAUGCUGAUUUACAGCAAUGUGGACACAGAGCAGAAGUUGUUUGUCCACAGCCCCUGCUGCUAACUGGCCACUAUGGUGAGAUCAGUGCCAUGACUUUUGGAAAAGGAAGCAUGCCUGUCCUCCUCUGCUCUGCCUCUGCUGAUUAUAUCAUCAUCUGGGAUAUUGAACUGUGCCAAAGGAGAACACAGGAGGGCAAAGUUGCAGCUGGAACGGUUAUCGGGACUUUAGUGGGUGAAGUUGUCCAUCUUUCAUUCUGUUUCUCUGAUGAACGAGUGGCUGCAUGCUUGGGAACAACUCUAUAUAUUCUCAGCUCAAAGAGACAUGAAGUAAUUUCUACCUUGACCGGCCACCUCGGACCUUUAACAUCAGCAGAGUUCUGUCCAUGGAAUAAAGACGUUCUUGUCACCACAUCAGAGGAUCGCACUUUUAAGGUGUGGGAUUUAAAAACUGAAGCUGUUUGCUACCAGUCUUUUGUGCUUUCAGCCUCUCCACUGCUCAGUGUGUGCUUCUUGGAGGAGAACAGGCAAUUUAUCACCGGCUCAACUGAUGGACAGGUGUGGUGCUUUUCUCUCCCUGGUGACCGCAAGUGUCACCUGGUGACCAACAUGGACCUUCAGAAGAUGGAAAAAAGACAUCAAGCAGGGGUUGCAGAACAAUCAGCUGUAGAUAAUGUGGAGACUUCAAAACCUGUUCUCAAAAUGGCUUUAUGUAGCUCAUUCACUGACACCAGUAAUGAGCAUAACAAGGACAACAGCUGUUUAUGUAUUGGAAGCUCUGAUGGCCUGUAUGUGGUGGAUCUGGCUACCUCAGAACUCCUAACAGCAUUAUAUUUCAAAGAUUACCCCAACCUGAGCAUCACAAUGGCAGGGUCGUGGUCCAUCUCUCCAUGGUGGGAUAACUCUAUGGUGUUUUUAGUGACCUCUUUGUUUACUCCAUGUGUGGUCCUGUUGGAGUUACGUCUGUGUGACCUAGGGAGGAUCUGGGCUUGUGGUAAAGGCUUUUCGGUGUUCCCGAGUUCUCCUCCACUGCCUGAAUCUCCUCUGAAUGUUGAGUUAAAGAAGAAGGAGCCCAACCAUCCUAAAAAGAAAGGAGGAAUAAAGGAGCAGCCUCUGGUUUUCCAUUCGAAAGUGAAGUCAUCUGGAUAUACCAGUGCCCCAAGAAGUAUUAUGUUUUCACCUAAAACAAAUAUUCAGAAGAAUCCUUCCUCUAAAAAGACUACCAGAAAUACCAGUUUACUCCUCAGAGAUUAUCCAGCAGAUAGUGCAGCACCUACUGUUCCACACAUUCAUCUAAUUAUUGGCAAGAAACCAGUCUACUGCCUUCAAUAUUCAGGUGACGGAAAACAAAUCCUGUGUGGUCUUGGCGACAGCUCAGUGUUAAUGUACAAGUCCUCUCUUACUGGCAAUCCAACUGUCUACACAGGGCAUGAAAAGCCAGUGAGCAGUGUGAGCUGGAGCCUCAACAGACAGUGGUGGCUGAGUGCGUCAGAAGACCAGUCACUACGAAUCUGGACCCAUGGCAGCCCAGAGCCUGCCGUUAUCAUGGGCGACAGUAUGUUCUCCAAACCCAUUAGAAGUGCUCAGUUUUAUUACCUUGACAAAUUUCUGCUUCUGGCAUCUGGACCCUAUCUAUAUUUGAACCUGUAUAAUGUGGACAUUACACGUGAGGACAUCAAAAGAUAUCAGCAACGGAGUGUCGUCAAAUUGGCAAGAUGCUUUACGACGACAUCAGCAACAGACAUCACUGCCUUGUCUGCAAUCAAUGAUUUCUUCUCUUACAUCGUUUUGGUGUGUGGUUCAGAUCGGUCCAUUCAACUAUUUGACAUGAACAAGGGCACAGUUGCCUCAGAGCUGCCUGAUGCCCACAGCAGAGCCAUCCACUGCAUUACACUGAACAAGGGCUCCAUGUUCAGCACGCAAGCUCCCAAUUCAUACAACCUCUUCCUUACCAGUGCAGUCACGGAUGGUGUGAAGAUUUGGGACCUCCGUACACUUCGGUGUGUGCGGCGUUAUGAGAACCAUCUAAAUCGCUGCCAUCCAUGCGCUUCAGCCAUCUCACCAUGCGGCCGGUUCAUUGCCUCAGGCUCUGAGGAUAACUGUGCCUAUGUCUAUGACAUCCGUAGCAGCAGCUACCUCCACAAACUUCAAAAACACUCAGACACGGUGCUCAGUGUGGCUUUCAACCCUGCCGCACCAGAGCUGCUGACUGGGACCCUGGAUGGGAAGCUGAGACUGUUUCAGUCCAGCAGUGGGGCCCGUCUGUCUCUUGACACCAGUGCUGCUGUGCAUAGCGUCCCCAACAUGACUGCGUAAUUACAGCAGGCUGCUGCAAAGACCAUGCAGGUUUUAUUAAAGCAGUUCCAACCCCCUGGCUAGGAUUUUACUGGGAAAGGAGAAUGUAAGGGUUUUGUUUUUAGUUGUUGGUUAUGUGAAGAUCAAAAAUAGAUACAAGUUUAAAGAGGUUUUGUUUUUCUUGUUAUAUGCACCUUUUGUGGUCUUCUACUUAUGUGCUUGAAAGUAUCAAAAGGAGCCACCCAUUCCAGCUCACUCAUCUUUGUUAAACUUUCAGUAUGUAUAUCAUUAGACUGCUUUUCUUUUGACUGAGCUUCAAAGGGAUAUCAUUGGUUUGAUUAAAUACCUUUUCAUUUAACCACAUUAUGGUGAUACAAUAUUUACUCAAUUGCAGAUAGUUACAGCUAAACUUGCCAAAAACAAUUUUAUCAGCAGUUAUUCCCAUCCGUUCUGGAUGGUCAAGCAUCAGAUUUUGUUUGUUCAGUGUGUGGAACAGAUGUACUUCUAUAUCACUGGCUGUGACCACUACUUAACAGAUCAGCACACAUAGCUAUGACAUCAACUGGGUGCAACCUCUUUGGCUGCCAGACACACAGAUGCUACUACUGUUCAUACUGACACACCCAUCCGCAUUGUUUGAGCUGUACAUUUACUCUUCUCUGCCUCAGUCACCACAAAAUGUCAGCUACACUCAACUGUAAUCGAACAGAAUAAAAAUGUAGGACUCUGACACUGAAAUGUAUGAUUUAAAAGGGCUAAAUUGUUGGUAAUGUGUAUGUCAAGUAUGAAUAAAUUGUUACAUCUUGUUUA
Molecule: messenger RNA, 3628 nt
Organism: Siniperca chuatsi (mandarin fish)
Lineage: Eukaryota; Metazoa; Chordata; Actinopteri; Centrarchiformes; Sinipercidae
Gene: wdr27
Product: WD repeat domain 27
Exons: 24
Coding region: 485-2839 (784 amino acids)
Molecular function (GO): protein binding
Source: RefSeq, a predicted model, not a curated record